Polypterus senegalus (gray bichir) is the source of this 3389-nucleotide messenger RNA. RefSeq names its product extended synaptotagmin-like protein 2b (gene esyt2b). Gene Ontology annotation, biological process: lipid transport. Bases 443 to 3187 code for a protein of 914 amino acids. The record is from RefSeq and is a predicted model, not a curated record. Gene Ontology annotation, molecular function: lipid binding. The transcript has 23 exons. Lineage: Eukaryota; Metazoa; Chordata; Cladistia; Polypteriformes; Polypteridae.
AGGAUAUGUGUGUUUUGCGCGAUCAGGAUGUGGCAAGGCACGGAGGCAGGGUCUGUUUUCUUCUGGCUUGGCCGAGCGGCGCUGUGAAGGAGCGACAGUACGCCGCGAUUUUUAAUGGUACGUAACAGCGUCUGACGCUCUUGUGUGCAGCCGCAAAGUAGUAAGACGGGGCUUGCAGCCAGUCAGCUGCCUGAAGAAGAGAGCACGGCACACGCAAGACCUUGGCUCCUGGGAAAGUAAGAAAGACUGACGAGAGGUACGGUUCAUAGGAAGUUUAUCUCCUAAACUCGCAACUAUGGGAAUGUUCAUGUUGAUUUAAUAGAAAAAAGUGGAAUGACGUAGACUGCAAACUGAAGGAGAAAGCGUACCUCUGGAUGUUUUUAAUGUUGCCAUACACACAUUCAGUUUAUUUUUAGCAACUUUUCAGUAGAGUUCUAAGGCUAUGAAUUCAGACGGGAAACCCUCAAAACAGGAGACAGACUCAAGAGUAAACGCAAAGGAUGGUGUCGACCCGAAAGGCAAAAGCAUAUCCGCACCCCAUCCAGAGGAACCGAUCGCUAGUGACGGAGAGGAGCAACCAAGUCGAGCGGCGGAGGUGACUGCUGCGUUGGUUCAGUUUGCCAAAACCUUCGUGAUCAUCUUUCCCGUCUACGCUUUGGGCUACUUUGGGUUGAGUUUCAGUUGGGUGCUCAUCGGACUGGUGCUGUUUUUCUGGUGGAGAAGGAACCGGGGCAACAAGAGCUUUCGGCUGUACCGGGCCCUUGCGUUUUUGGAUCAAGAAGAGCGAAGCGUGCGUCAGGCUGUGUGCCUUGCAGACCUCCCAGCUUGGAUUCAUUUUCCUGAUGUUGAAAGAGCAGAAUGGUUAAACAAGACUGUAAGGCACAUGUGGCCUUAUAUCUGUCAGUUUAUCGACAAGCUCUUCCGUGAGACCAUUGAACCUGCUGUGAAAGGAGCACACCAACACUUGAAUACCUUCAGCUUCACGAAGAUUGACAUGGGUAACCAGCCACUCAGAAUAGAUGGCGUGAAAGUAUACACUGAAAAUGUGGACAAAAGGCAGAUCAUUCUGGACCUCCAAAUCAGCUAUGUAGCCAAUUGUGAAAUAGACAUUGAAGUAAAGAGAUACUUUUGCAGAGCUGGCGUUAAGAGUGUACAGCUCCAUGGUACCAUGCGUGUCAUCCUGGAACCUCUGAUUGGAAAUGUCCCCUUGGUUGGAGCAUUGACCAUUUCUUUCCUAAGAAAACCUUUGCUGGACAUAAACUGGACAGGCCUUACAAAUAUUUUGGACAUUCCAGGACUUAAUGGCCUGUCUGACGGCAUGAUCUUAGAUAUCAUUUGUAACUAUUUGGUCCUUCCCAAUCGUAUAACUGUACCUCUGGUGGAUGACCUUCAGCUCUCACAGCUUCGCUUCCCUAUGCCCAAGGGAGUUCUCCGAAUACAUUUCACAGAAGCACAAGAUCUGAUUGGCAAAGAUUCAUUUAUGAAAGGGAUAAUCAAAGGGAAAUCAGACCCAUAUGGAGUCAUACAGCUUGGCAACCAGAUGUUUCAGAGUAAAACCAUUAAGGAAAACCUGAAUCCCAAGUGGGGAGAAGUAUAUGAGGCUUUGAUUUAUGAAAACCCAGGGCAGCAGCUGGAAAUUGAACUGUUUGAUGAAGACCCAGAUAAGGAUGAUUUUCUUGGAAGCUUAAUUAUUGAUUUGGAUGAAGUUUAUAAAGAGCAAAAAGUUGAUGAGUGGUUCCCUCUGGAGGAAGUGGCCUCAGGAAAAUUGCACUUGAAGCUAGAGUGGCUGACACUACUGCCAACUCCUGAAAAACUUGAUCAGGUCCUGGCAGGAAUUCGAGCAGAUAAAGGCCAGGCCAAUGACGGCCUUUCAUCUGCACUGCUUGUGGUCUACCUUGAUUCUGCCAGACAGCUCCCGAGCAUCUUCGAAGGAAACUUUGGGUGUGGAUACUUAAAAGAACGGAGAGCUUCGGGCCUAGUCUUUUGUGAAAAUACUUCCUCUCUCUAUAGAGCAUUAUAUUCAGGGAAGAAAACAAACAGUGACCCUAAUCCGUUUGUUCAAUUGACUGUUGGUUACAUUACAAAGGACAGCAAGGUUCGGUUUAAGACAAAUGAGCCAGUUUGGGAGGAAGCUUUUACUUUUCUCAUCCACAAUCCAAAGAGACAGGAUCUCGACAUUGAGGUAAAAGAUGAUAAACACCAGUGCUCUCUAGGGAACGUGAAACUUCCUCUGAGUAAAUUGCUAGCAGCAGAAGAGAUGACUCUGAACCAGCGUUUCCAGCUGCAAAACUCAGGUCCAAGCAGCACUCUCAAGAUGAAAAUUGCACUAAGGAUUCUUUGUCUUGAGAAGCUGCAGAAGUCUGAUCACCCCUCAUCCGUUCAGGUGAAGAAGCCUGUCAGCUACAGCAAGGAUGUCAAAAAACCCCAGGAUGUCAAAAAACCCCAGCCUCAGAAAUCUCCGCUGCCUACCCAAGUAGCUGAAAGCUCCACUCAGCCGGUCCCACAAAUAUCUUUGACUGCAGACUCAAAUGCAAAACCUGAAAAGACAGUUCUGGAUCAAAAACCCAGUGCCUCCCCUGUAACACCUCAGAAGCUGACAGAUGUCAACAGAAGUUCCUCAAACCUGACCACCUCUAGCUUUGCUGGCUCCCCCACCCAUCUGUUGGCAAAGGAGCCUACUCCUAGCAUUGCAUCCGACGUCUCCCUUCCUUUUGCUACUCAGGAACUUCGUCACAGGAUGCGACAACUACAGAAUGGAGCAGCUUCCAGCCAGUUUCCUCUGGGCCAAAUCCAGCUGACCAUUCGACAUAGUUCCCAAAGAAAUAAGCUCAUUGUGGUGGUACAUGCUUGUCGCAAUCUAAUAGCAUUUAAUGAAGACGGUUCAGACCCCUACGUACGAAUGUAUUUAUUACCCGACAAAAGGAGAUCUGGAAGAAGGAAAACGCAAGUAGUGAAGAGGACACAGAAUCCAGUUUAUGAUGAAACUUUUGAAUUUAGUGUUCCUUUGAGUGACAUACAACGGAGAACUCUGGAUGUUGCUGUCAAAAAUAGUGGAGGAUUCCUGUCCAAAGACAAAGGGCUCCUUGGAAAGGUACUUGUGAGUUUGUCUUCUGAAGAUGUAAGCAAAGGCUGGACUCUGUGGUAUGACAUGACAGAAGAUGGUUCACAGCAAAAUGCACACGCCUAGCCCUCACGUGAAAAGCAUAAAUAGCACCUUUUUACCUGCUUUUAUCAUGAACUCUAUAAUAAUUCACCUGACACAUUACCAGCAUUGUUUUUAUAGCUUUAUAUUUAAGCCAAUGUCCACAUCAUAUAGGUGUUUGUUUUAUUUUUUUUUUUAAGAUGUCCACAAUACAUUUGUAAAUGUAUUUUAAUGCCAGUUUUACUUU